Limulus polyphemus (Atlantic horseshoe crab) is the source of this 2674-nucleotide messenger RNA. RefSeq names its product heat shock 70 kDa protein 4L-like. The transcript is spliced from 16 exons. Lineage: Eukaryota; Metazoa; Arthropoda; Merostomata; Xiphosura; Limulidae. Gene Ontology annotation, molecular function: ATP-dependent protein folding chaperone; ATP binding. Gene Ontology annotation, biological process: protein folding. The record is from RefSeq and is a predicted model, not a curated record. Bases 154 to 2451 code for a protein of 765 amino acids. Gene Ontology annotation, cellular component: nucleus; cytosol.
AUUCUAGUUGGAAACCGGUUCAUGAAUGUUAUAGAAUAGGCUAAACUAUAAACAUAAAUAAUAAUAGAAGUUGAAUGAAACUUCUUUUCGCAUGUACGCCAACUUAUUAAGUUUUAUUUUAUUGAACUUUUAGGUUAUAUACUAUAGUUCAGAAUGUCUGUUUUAGGAAUCGAUUUUGGAAAUGAGAACUGUUACAUAGCAGUUGCUCGAGCCGGAGGAAUUGAAACUAUAGUUAAUGAAUAUAGUCAACGAAUCACACCAUCGUAUGUGGCCUUUAAAGAAAACAGUCGUGACCUUGGUGUUUCAGCUAAAAACAAACACGUAACAAACGUGAAAAACACCUUGUUUGGUUUUAAAAGACUUCUUGGCAGAAAGCUAAGAGACCCAGCUGUUCAAAGAGAAAGAACAUAUUUAACAUAUGACAUGCAUGAGCUAUCUAAUGGUGACAUUAGUGUGAAGACACCAACUGUGGAUUUGGGGCAUUAUCAAAUAGAAUUGGGGCACAGCCCCCAUGUGCUGGUGCCUAUUGCUUUGAAUUACGGUUUCUACAAGGCUGACUUAGAAGAUAAAGCAAAGAACGUUGUGUUUGUAGACAUUGGUCAUUCAGCUACUCAAGUAUCGGCUUGUGCUUUUACUAAAGGUCAACUUAAGAUGCUAGCUGCCACAUGGGAUACGAGUGUAGGAGGUAGAGACUUUGACAACGUGUUGGUUCGACACUUUGCCGAAGAAUUCUGUACCAAGUACAAGAUUAACACCAUGUCCAGCAGGAAAGCUGUUAUGAGGCUUCUGACUGAGAGUGAGAAGCUCAAGAAACAGAUGAGUGUGAAUCCGCACGAACUACCACUAAACAUUGAAUGUUUUAUGGAAGACAAGGAUGUUGUUUCAAAGAUGACAAGAAACACCUUUGAAGAACUGACUGCAGAUCUACUAGCAAGGUUGGAGGAAACAAUGAAACAAGUUUUACAAGAGGCCAAACUAACACCCAGUGACUUGGAUGAUGUUGGAAUCGUUGGAGGGUCCACCCGUAUGCCUGCAAUAAAGCGGCUGAUACGAAAGGUUUUUGGCCGAGAACCUAGUACAACGCUGAACCAAGAUGAAGCCGUAGCUCGUGGCUGUUGUUUACAGUGUGCUAUGUUAUCCCCAACAUUUAAAGUGCGAGAGUUCUCCAUCACCGAUAUUCAGCCGUACCCAAUUAAGGUUACGUGGGAUGCAAGUAUUAAAGAUGAUGGAGAAAUGGAAGUGUUUCCAAAGUUUCAUCAAGUUCCUUUCUCCAAAAUACUCACCUUUUGUAGAAGUAAACCAUUCACUCUACAAAGUUCCUACUCCGAUAAAGUUAAUGUUUCAUAUCCUGACUCUCAAAUCGGUACAUAUACAAUACAAAAGGUUGCUCCCUCCAUUGAUGGGGAAUGUGCAAAGGUCAAAGUGGAGUUGAAGAUAAACAUCCAUGGUGUUUUCUCAGUUUGCUCAGCGGGUAUGGUAGAAAAACAAACGAUGGAUGAAGAUGGACAAGAUGAAAGUGAAAAUCUAAAUGAUGAAAUAAAUGCUCCCCCAAACAGUGAAGAUAUGGGGUUCAAGAAACAGGCAACAAAUGAUGAGGCUGAAAAACUGGUUAAACAUGAGAAUCAUCUGAGGUUUUAUGUUGAUUCAGAGAAGAAACAGCCAAUCCAGAAAAAACAAAAGAAAUUUAUGAAGUUAUUAGAGUUACCAAUUGACUCUUCAGUGUCUCAACUAUCUAGAAAAGAGCUAGAUGAUUUAAUUGAGACCGAGGCCAAAAUGGUUCAACAGGAUAGAAUGGAAAAAGAAAAAGUGGAUGCAAAGAAUGCUGUUGAAGAAUACGUUUAUGAUACGAGGGGUCAAUUGUGUAAUAAACUACAGAAAUUUGUGUCCGAGCAGGAUAGAAUUGUGUUAAUAAAGCUGCUAGAAGAGACAGAAAACUGGCUUUACGAUGAGGGUGCAAAACGGCCUAAGAAAGUAUAUGUUGAAAAACUGACAGAACUAAAGAAACACUGCCAUCCUGUUAUUGACAGGUGUCACGAGUUUGAAGAACGUUCUUCCGUGAUUGAUCAGUACUUUCGGUCAUUGCAAUCGACAAGGAACAUUGUAGACCAGUAUGCAGCCAAUGACAAACAGUAUGCUCACAUCGCAGCACAAGAAAUGGAGAAAGUUAAGAACACUGUGGAGCAGAAACAACAGUGGCUAGAUCAUCAGAUGAGUGUCUUGUCUCAAAUACCACCACAUCAGAACCCACCAAUCUUGGCAUCUCAAAUUUACCAUGAUCUAAAGACUUUUGAUAAUAAAGUGACAACUAUCCUCAACAUACCAAAGCCUAAAGUUGAUCCACCAUCAGAAGGGAAAACCUGUGCAGGUGAAGGACGUGAACCAGAAGCUUCCACAGAUAAAACAGUGGAGAACCAUCAACCAGCCAGCCAAGAAAAUAUGGACACUAACUAACUAAGUGUAGUCAGAAUGUUUACCUUUGGUUGUAGUAAUGUUAUUAACAGAAUGUCUUCCAUAAAGUAGUAAAAAAGUUUUAUUUAUAAUAUCAAUAUUGUGUCUGGGGUUAGCACAUUAUUAAAAUAAAGCUGAAGUAAACAUUAAAAGCUAUGUCAACCCCAAAACAGAAAACAAGUUUUUAAUCUAAUUUUCUUCUGCAAGAAAGCUUUUAAAAGUUUUU